AUGUCUCUUUGGGGAUCGCCUGUUGAGCUUCCGUCUACAUCUCCUGAGAACCCUGUGCCGAGCUCGGUCAACGGGGACUCCAGUCGUCCCAGGACUCCUCAUAUAUCCAGUCCGGCCCCAAAUUCUACUGACUCUCGGGAACCUAACGCAGGACCAAGUAAUGAAGCUCCCGUAGCACGUCUGGAUGGCUUAUUCAACUUCCAAAUCGUUGUAUUCCAGGUGGAGAACACCCUCUUCCAGGUUCUCAAGAAUGGGUUCAUGGUUCCUGGAACACCAUUUGAGGCCAUGUUUGCCUUGCCUACUCCUUCAGACGAUGACGAACAACCAUUUGCUGAAGGUGACAGUUUGACCAAUCCCAUAUUCCUUCCUGGGGUGGUUGCCUCAGAGUUCCGAGCCUUUUUGAAAAUUUUGUAUCCAUUCAUGGGUCCGUCAGUGGUCACUUCGUACGAAGAUUGGGUAGGGAUUCUGAACUUGGCUACUAUGUGGGAAUUUACACACGUAAGAGCGUCUCUAAAUCAGUUGGAUAAGCCAAUUCCAGAGCGCAUCAUUUUGGGCCGCACAUAUCGCGUUGUAGAUUGGCUCAAGGAUGAAUACAUAACCCUCGCUCAGAAUCCAAAUCUCGAUAUAAAGAAUUUACGCGACCCAUCUGGCAUACAGUUGGACUGGGAAACGAUUGCAAAAAUCAUGUUCGUGCGUGACAAAAACAUGUUAACCAACCUCAGGCAGGGACGAUCUUCAUCUGGCUAUCACUGUGGUACAUGCAACAUAUACUACGGAUAUCAUCAUGAGGUUCUCGAUUGUCGGUGUCGAAUCAAGCCUUUAAUCGAAGAAGGCUUUCAAGAGGAGUUUCAAGAUUUAGCCGGAGCCCCAAGUGGCGGUUUGAACACUUCGCCACCUCUUCCUACAAGUACGUAA
This is a messenger RNA of Psilocybe cubensis, 915 nucleotides long. RefSeq lists its product as uncharacterized. The record is from RefSeq and is a predicted model, not a curated record. The transcript has 4 exons. Bases 1 to 915 code for a protein of 304 amino acids. NCBI's taxonomy places the organism in Eukaryota, Fungi, Basidiomycota, Agaricomycetes, Agaricales, Agrocybaceae.